Messenger RNA from Trichoderma asperellum CBS 433.97, 360 nucleotides. RefSeq lists its product as uncharacterized. The record is from RefSeq and is a predicted model, not a curated record. Gene Ontology annotation, biological process: mitotic sister chromatid biorientation. Lineage: Eukaryota; Fungi; Ascomycota; Sordariomycetes; Hypocreales; Hypocreaceae. Gene Ontology annotation, cellular component: DASH complex; mitotic spindle polar microtubule; mitotic spindle pole body.
AUGGCGCCACCCACGCAUUCUGAGUCACAUCCGGACAGUGCCAAACCGAAUUCACGCUCAUGGACGUCUCGACCUACCACUCCGCUACGCCCCCCUUCUCAGUCAUCGUUCCGUGGAUCUUUUCAUUCGGCAAACAAUGCAGAGAACGCAUUUCCACUCAAGAGACUAGAGCCGGCAUUUGCCGAGCUUUCUGAUGCCAUGGCCGAUCUCGAGGCAAACAUGAUGCACUUCCAGCUCAUAGAUGAAAGCUUGGCCAGAUUUGGCGAAUCUUUUGCCAGCUUCCUUUAUGGCCUUAAUAUGAACGCUUUUUGCGUUGACUUUCCCGAGGUGCUAUUGCUACUAGAAUUCCAAUCAUAUUAA